This is a messenger RNA of Wasmannia auropunctata (little fire ant), 959 nucleotides long. RefSeq names its product zinc finger CCHC domain-containing protein 3-like. The transcript has 2 exons. Bases 116 to 874 code for a protein of 252 amino acids. NCBI's taxonomy places the organism in Eukaryota, Metazoa, Arthropoda, Insecta, Hymenoptera, Formicidae. Gene Ontology annotation, molecular function: nucleic acid binding; zinc ion binding. The record is from RefSeq and is a predicted model, not a curated record.
UGUUGUCAUUACGGAGACGCCGGAAGAUCAGCGAAAUAAAGUCUGGAAGAAGAAGGAUGCGAACGCGCAAAGGGUGAUUGUUACAACACUAGAUAAGAAACCUUUACUUCAUAUUAUGAGUUGUAAAACUGCACAUGACAUGUGGGUAAAAAUUACUUCUAUUUUUCAACGAGAUAAUGAACAGCAGAAAUGCACUCUUUUUCAGAAUUUCUUCAGUUUUGAAUUUGACAAAAAUGUAGAUAUUGCGACAAACAUUGGUAAAUUGCGUAAUCUAGCAGUUAGAUUAAAGGGACUUGACAAUGAAAUAAAUGAUAACAUCAUGCUUAUGUCCAAAAUUUUAUCAAUUUUACCGGAAGAAUUUAGAUAUUUUACUUCAGCAUGGGAAUCAACUGUAAAAGAAGAUCGUACAUUAGAAAAUCUAAUAUCAAGAUUACUAGCUGAAGAAUCAAGAAGAAAUGUACGUGAAUCACAAGAAACAGCUUUUAAAACGGCAGAGAGAAAAUGCUUCAAAUGUGGUAAUUUUGGACAUACAGCAAAAAUAUGUAAAAAAGGUAAGAAAUGUUAUAUAUGCAAUAAAGAAGGCCAUUACGCAUCUACAUGUACAAAGAAGAGUAAAGAAAAUAAAGAAAAAUAUCCCACAUGUUCGAUUUGUAAGAAAAAUAAUCAUCAAGAAAAAGAUUGUUUUUUCAGACAAAAGGAUGUGAAGAAAUCAGAUAAAUUUUUAGAAAAACGUGAUGCUGGAGUGUCUUUCUUGACUAGAACAUCAGAGAAAUCAAGUUUUUCCAGCUGGAUAAUGGAUUCUGGAUCAACUUCACACAUGUCAAGAAGUAUGGAAGGAAUGAAGAUUAUGGAGAAGAUUGAAUCUAAUAUUUGACUACUAAUCUACUUUCUGUAAAUGCCAUAACUAACAAUGGAGGAACAGUUACAUUUACAAAUAAACAGGUAUAUGUAAAACAAAA